CCCUAUCUAAGAUUUUUCUCAAUUUUCGUUUUUCGGGGCAUUGGAACCUAACCACUAAAAUACAUUAUAGCAACAAACAUUCAAUCAUUUGUUAAUCAUUCUUUCAUUCGGUCCUAACUGCCGAGCAACAAGCAUUCGGUCCUAACUUUCAUAAAGAAGAGUCUAUGUCAGGCAGAAAAUUGCAAAGCCAGACCGCAAAAUAAAACAGUUUUUAAUCUCUCCUGAAAAGUUGUCCAAAAUCAUAUGACAUUAUGCAGGUACAGUCGAUAUGAGAGGGCAUACUCGUGAAAAACCAUUUAAAUGUGAAAUUUGUAGCAAAGAGUUUUCAGCAAAGCAGAAUUUACAAACACAUGUCAGUGCAUACUGGUGAAAAACCAUUUGAAUGUGAAAUUCGCACCAAACAAUUUUCAAUGAAAGGAAUUUUAAAAUCGCGUAUGAGAAAAAAUCAAAAUCGAUUAACACUAACAGCCAUUUAAAUUUUAAAGUUGCACCAAACAAUUUUUAACAAAACUUAAUCUAAAUUCACCUAAAUCAGUGCAUAACGAUAAAAUAAAAAAUAGUUUGAAUAUGAAAUUUCCACUAAACAAUUUUCAACAAAAAGCAAAUUAAAUAUAUUACAGGGCAUGCUGGUGAAAAACCAUUUGGAUGUGAAGAUUGUACCAAACAGUUUUAAAUCAAACCACUUUUAAAAUCGCAUAUGAGAGUUCAUACUGGUGAAAAACCGUUCACAUACAAAAUAAGCUCCAGAGAAUUUUCCACAAAUUCUGGUUUAAAAGCACAAAUCACAUAAGGAUACUGACUGGUGUCUCUAGUAGAAAUAUGAAAACUGAAGCCAGUAGCCCAUUAACAAAUCAUGAUAGAAGUGAGAUUAAUUUGAACCAAUAUAAUAUAACUUUAACUACCAAUGUGAACACUGAAGGACAACGUUUUAUAUGCAUCAUUUGCAAGAAAUCAUUAUCAAGCAAAUAUAAUUUGGAACUACAUAUGAAAAUACACACUGGGGAAAAACCUUUUGCAUGUGAAAUUUGCACCAAACAGUUUUCAACGAAAUUUCUUUUAAAAAGACAUAUGAGUGGGCAUAGUGGUGAAAAACCAUUUAAAUGUGAAAUUUGCACCAAACAAUUUUCAAUGAAACAAAAUUUAACGAGGCAUAUGAUAGUGCAUAAUGGUGAAAAACCGUUUGAAUGUGAAAUUUGCGCCAAACAGUUUUCAAUCAAAACACAUUUAGAAAGGCAUAUGAAAGUUCAUACUGGUGAAAAACCAUUUGAAUGUGAAGUUUGCACCAAACAGUUUUCAAGAAAAACACAUUUAGAAAGUCAUAGGAGAGUUCAUACUGGUGAAAAACCAUUUGAAUGUGGAAUUUGCACCAAAAAAUUUGCCGCAAAGGAUAGGUUAAAAGUACAUAUGACAGUACAUACUGGUGAAAAAACAUUUGAAUGUGAAAUUUGUACCAAACAGUUGUCAACAAAGCAAAGUUUGGAAUAUCAUAUGACAGUGCAUACUGGUGAAAAACGAUUUGAAUGUGAAAUUUGCACCAAACAGUAUUCAACGAAAGGAGAUUUAAAAGUGCAUAUGAGAGUACAUACUGGUGAAACACCAUUUAAAUGUGGAAUUUGCACCAAACGAUUUUUAACGAAAUACAGUUUGACAUCGCAUAUUAGUGUGCAUAGUGGUGAAAAACCAUUUAAAUGUUACAUUUGCACCAAACAGUUUUCAGCAAAGCAUACUUUAAAAUCACAUAUGACAGUACAUACUGGUGAAAAACCAUUUAAAUGUGGAAUUUGUACCAAACAAUUUUCAACGAAACACAUUUUAAAGUCGCACAUGAGUGUGCAUAUUGGUCAAAAACCAUUUAAAUGUGACAUUUGCACCAAACCGUAUUCUAUGAAAGGAUAUUUAAAAAGGCAUAUCGACUGUGUACAUGCAUAAUGUCCUAUCUAAGAUUUUUCUCAUUUUUCGUUUUUCGGGGCAUUGGAACCUAACCACUAAAAUACAUUAUUGCAAUAUAGCAACAAACAUCAAUCAUUGAAUUUGGCGCUAAUUUUAACUCUUUCAUUCGGUCCUAACUGCCGAGCAACAAGCAUUCGGUCCUAACUGUCAUAAAGAAGAGUCUAUGUCAGGCAGAAAAUUGCAAAGCAUUGCAAAAUAAAACAGUUUUCAAUCUCUCCUGAAAAGUUGUCCAAAAUCAUAUGACAUAUUAUGCAGGUACAGUCGAUAUGAGAGGGCAUACUCGUGAAAAACCAUUUAAAUGUGAAAUUUGUAGCAAACAGUUUUCAGAAAGCAGAAUUUACAAACACAUAUCUCAGUGCAUACUGGUGAAAAACCAUUUGAAUGUGAAAUUCGCACCAAACAAUUUUCAAUGAAAGGAAUUUUAAAAUCGCGUAUGAGAGAAAAUGAAAAUCGAUUAACAGCCAUUUAAAUUUUAAAGUUGCACCAACCAAUUUUUAACAAAACAUAAUCUAAAAUCACGUUAAUCAGUUCAUAACGAUAAAAUAAAAAAUCGUUUGAAUAUGAAAUUUCCGCUAAACAAUUUUCAACAAAAAGCAAGUUAAAUAUAUUACAGGGCAUGCUGGUGAAAAACCAUUUGGAUGUGAAACUUGUACCAAACAGUUUUAAAUCAAACCACUUUUAAAAUCGCAUAUGAGAGUUCAUACUGGUGUAAAACCGUUCUCAUACAAAAUAAGCUCCAGAAAAUUUUCACAAAAUACUGGUUUAGAAGCACAAAGCACAUCAUAUGGAUCCUGACCGGUGAGUGAAAACUCACUCACAAUUUAAAUUCUGUAGUGUAAGACUAACCAUCUGCCGGAUUAAUGGCAGUGCCGAACAGAUAGACAUCUAGUAUCAGCUUUGAAGAGUGAAUAUAGAUACAUCUGCAGCGUCACCGCCAAAAAUUUUUUAGAUAUAUAUUUGAAAUCUCUCGAAUAUUUUUCAUAGACUCGUCUAAUUUAGUUAAAUUUUAUUUUCCGAUGGCUUUAUAGUAAAAGUUUAACUUUAAUUGAUUGUAAAUACUUUUACUUAUACAAAAUAUAAUAUAGCAAAAGCGAA
Molecule: messenger RNA, 3045 nt
Organism: Diabrotica virgifera virgifera (western corn rootworm)
Lineage: Eukaryota; Metazoa; Arthropoda; Insecta; Coleoptera; Chrysomelidae
Product: gastrula zinc finger protein xLCGF3.1-like
Exons: 2
Coding region: 820-1929 (369 amino acids)
Source: RefSeq, a predicted model, not a curated record